Schizosaccharomyces japonicus yFS275 is the source of this 1109-nucleotide messenger RNA. RefSeq lists its product as hypothetical. The record is from RefSeq and is a predicted model, not a curated record. Bases 385 to 603 code for a protein of 72 amino acids. NCBI's taxonomy places the organism in Eukaryota, Fungi, Ascomycota, Schizosaccharomycetes, Schizosaccharomycetales, Schizosaccharomycetaceae. The transcript is spliced from 3 exons.
GCAAGCACAUCUUCAGCCGUCACUUGAAUAGCAGUUGGUGGUCUCCGAAUCAUUGUUGUUUGUUGUAUGUGAAGAGGGUGGUAACGUUUGCUGAGGGAAUGGGUCGAAUUGGGAGUUGACGUUUUUUGUGGCCCAAGAGCAUCUAGAGGUCGGAAAGGGGAAUGUGUUUUGUUUACGUUUACGAUAGGUUAGGAUUAUGUUUUCUGUCCUUCGACUGUCACUGCAAUAACUAUUAAAGGUUAUUUAGCAUACUCCUACGUUGAAGAGAUACCGCACUAAGACGGUUUACGUACUACGCCAACACGCGCAAUACAAGAUAACAAGGCAUACAAUAAUACACAAACCUCCAACACAGUCCUACGCACUUUUUCACCUGCCUUCACCAUGACCGAAGACGAGUUGGAGCCCACAGAAAAAAUUAUUCUUGAAGAGCUGCAGCUUACGCUGCAAAGAUGUACCAUCAUUAAAAACAAACUAGAGGAAGCCAUAAGGUGCACGACGAUUGAGGACGUAGAAACACGCUCGAAGCUCCUUAGCACUAUUUCGUCCCGCAUGACAGCAUUCCUGACUCAACCUGAGCAUGUCCAAAGAAACAAGUUAUAGACAACAAGUAGCUGCAAAUACGACCAUUCGACGUUAAGGCGAUUAGUGGGAAAGUUGUCUGUUUUGCGUACGUGAGUAAUAGAGAACAGACUAAAAGCUCAACAGACAAUGGCGAUCAUCAAUAUAAUGACAUUAACAAAGCAGACGCUUUGUCCGUAUAAUGUUCACGCACGAUGAAGAGAGUAAAAAUGAGAAAAACAAACGGUAAGGGAAAGAUGAACGGUGCGACGCGUAAGUUUGUACGUGUAUUGUGGUUGCGCCGUAAUCAUCUGCAAUAGUACGCACACACAUUCAAAUCAUGAAGCCAGAUGACGAUGCGUGUAGGAAGCAACAUAACGAGGGAGCUCGAAGGUAGUAUGUACGUAUGCGGGUCUGUAGAAAAGGACGAACAUGCAAGCGAAAAUGGUAUCUGCCAACCUAUCCAUUCCCAUUAUGACACGGGGCCAAAAAAGAGUGUGUCUAAACGCAGUCGGUUCAUGCAAUUGCAAGCUGUAAUUAAUUUCUUU